Molecule: messenger RNA, 2776 nt
Organism: Coregonus clupeaformis (lake whitefish)
Lineage: Eukaryota; Metazoa; Chordata; Actinopteri; Salmoniformes; Salmonidae
Product: inter-alpha-trypsin inhibitor heavy chain H3-like
Exons: 20
Coding region: 30-2624 (864 amino acids)
Source: RefSeq, a predicted model, not a curated record
UUUUGUGGGGCUUCAUUUCUGCCGAGGCGAUGAUGGAGGGAGUCGCAGCGCGAGUCGGCCUCCUUGGACUGCUUCUGGCCUGUGUUACCACGGCACCGACCAAUAAGAACAGGGACUGGGACAUCUACAGCUUUCACGUCAACUCCACAGUGACCAGUCGCUAUGCAACCACUAUUAUCACCAGCCGGGUGGCCAAUCGGAUCGACCAGUCACAGGAAAUAGAAUUCCAUGUCAAGAUUCCCAAGAAUGCGUUCAUCAGUCAAUUCAAAAUGACCAUUGAUGGGCAGACGUAUGAUGGGGUUGUGAAACAGAAGGAGGAGGCUCAGCAGCAGUACACUCAGGCAGUGUCUCGUGGCCAAAGUGCUGGCAUAGUCAGUUCUGUGGGGAGGACCCUUGAGGAGUUUAAGACGUCUGUGACUGUGGCCGCGCUCAGUAAGGUGACCUUUGAACUGACCUAUGAGGAGCUGUUGAAACGCCGACUGGGCAAGUAUGAACUGCUGAUCCACGCUCGACCCAUGCAGCCUGUCGCUGACUUCAAGAUUGACGUGUACAUCAAUGAGCGACCAGGCAUUAACUUCCUGGACAUAAAAGGGGGACUGAGCACCAAAGCGCUGGCUAAUGCCAUCACCAAAACACACGCUUCUAGUGAGGCCUGGGUACAUUUCUACCCCAGCAAGGAGCAGCAGAGCCAAUGUGACAGCUGUGGAGAGCAGGGCCUGAACGGAGACCUGGUCAUUGUCUAUGACGUCUACAGGAACACGUCCAUGGGAGAUCUCAAGGAGUCAAAAGGGUAUUUUGUCCAUCACUUUGCUCCCAGUGACCUACCACGCAUACCAAAGAAUGUAGUCUUCAUCAUCGAUCGGAGUGGCUCCAUGCAUGGCAGGAAAAUGGAGCAGACCCGUGAGGCCUUGUUGAAGAUCCUGGUAGACCUGGUAGAGGACGACCACUUUGGCCUAAUCACCUUCGACUACUCUGUGUCUACCUGGAAGAAGGAGCUGCUGCCGGCCAACCAGGAAAACCUGGAGGCUGCCAAGAGCUUUGCACGACACAUUCACGACAGAGGAGCAACCAACAUCAAUGCUGCUGUGUUGGAGGGCACAGCCAUGCUGAACCGAAACCCACGAGAGGGUUCAGCCUCCCUCCUCAUACUACUCACUGAUGGAGACCCAACCACAGGUGAGACCAACCUCGAAAAGAUCCACAAGAAUGUAAAGGAAGCCAUUGGUAAGAAAUUCCCUCUCUACUGUCUCGGCUUUGGAAUGGAUGUCAACUUUGAGUUCCUGGAGAAGAUGGCACUGGAGAACAGCGGUGUGGGACGCAGAAUAUAUGAGGACUCUGAUGCUGCUCUGCAGCUGCAGGGCUUUUAUGAAGAGGUGGCCACACCCCUAUUGACGGACGUGCAGAUGGUGUAUGUGGGUGGGGCUAACCUGACCCAGACCAACUUCAGCCAGUACUACAACGGCUCCGAGAUCGUGGUGUCUGGUCAGAUCACCGACAACAACAUAGAGAUGUUCACUGCAGAGGUCAUAGCCAUAUCGAAAAGCAAUAGGGUGAUGUACUCUGAGACAAUACCAAUGGAGGAGCCCAUUGAAGCCAGGCCUGACAGCCACAUCCAGAGGCUGUGGGCCUACCUCACUGUGAAGCAGCUAUUGGACAAAGAGGUGCAGUCGAGUGGUAAGGUGAAGGAGAAGGUGAAGAAGGAGGCCCUGGAUCUUUGUCUGAAGUACGGCUUUGUGACUCCUCUCACCUCCAUGGUGGUCACCAAGCCCCAGGGAGAAGCCUCACAGGUGGCCCACAAGCCCAAGGAGGGGGAGAAGCCCACCAUGAGCCACCACCACCACGUAGUCCCCACAUGGGCCUCUGCAGUGCUGGCACAAGUUUAUGAUGACCAGAUAUAUGAUGCUGAUUAUUCCCUAACACCAUCUCCUGACUGGGCCAUAUCUCCUCAGUUGGACGUAUCCCCUGACUGGGACAUAUCUUGUGACUUGAAAAUAGUGAGUCCUCCCCUGAGGUUCCUGUUGCCAGCUGAGGGUCAGGCCCUGCCACUGUGCUAUGACAUCCCUGUGGCUCUCUCGCUCAGACUCUUAAAGGACCCCAACAAUGAGUUGUCUAUAAACGGUCAGCUUGGACAAUCAGCUAGCACAGGCUACCAGAAGAUUGUGAUCCAUUACAAAAGUGAUCAACAUAUUGAGUUAGACACCACUGUCAUCACCUUCAAGGAUGGACAGAAUGCAACAUAUUUCUCCUGGAGCCUGAAAAUCAACCACAAAACAGACAGUGUGUCUCUGAUCUUACGGGACAAGGAGAUGGACAUCACCAUAGGGUCAAUACGGGUCAUCAUCAUGCUCUACGAGGGGAAUGGAAUCAAGUUCCUGUGGCCCGUCCUGAGGCAGCGCCCGGCAGGAGACAACAUUGUGGGUAUCAUGGCCCGUCCACCUGUUGCCUAUGAGGAGGUCCAGGGAACAACAAUGAAACUGAAGAUUCAGGACAAAGAAAUAGACGUCUCCAGGGACUCUGCUGUGGAUCUCAGUGUUCGCUCUGCCCCCACCGUGGCAUGCUGGUUGCUGCCUCUUCAGUCUGCCCUACAGGGGGAGCUAGCUGACUUCACCGUCACACAACUCUAACUGAACACUAUACAUACAGUAAUUAUGUUCUAGAAUUAGGAAGAGCAACAAUAAAGACUGAGGUUUCUUUAUAGAGUUCUAUGAGUUCACAUAAUAACACAGCUAAAAUAUUUUGUGACAAAUUCGUUGUUGAAUAAAUAUCAUUUUAUGUU